Molecule: messenger RNA, 1278 nt
Organism: Carlito syrichta (Philippine tarsier)
Lineage: Eukaryota; Metazoa; Chordata; Mammalia; Primates; Tarsiidae
Gene: MRPL46
Product: mitochondrial ribosomal protein L46
Exons: 4
Coding region: 30-770 (246 amino acids)
Cellular component (GO): mitochondrial large ribosomal subunit
Molecular function (GO): structural constituent of ribosome
Source: RefSeq, a predicted model, not a curated record
GCCGGUGUACAUUGUGGGAAGGCAGAAAGAUGGCGGCGCCCGUAAGGCGGACUCUGUUAGGGUUGGCGGGGGGCUGGCGGCGCUUCGAGAGCCUCUGGGCAGGUAGCCUGGGUUCUCGCAGCUUGAGCCUUGCGGCCGCGCCCUCAAGCAGCGGAUCUCCAUGGCGCCUCCUGGGUGCGUUGUGCCUGCAGCGGCCACCGCGAGUCUCCAAGCCUCUGACCCCCUUGCAGAAAGAGAUGGCGGCUCUGCUACAGCAGAUUGAGAUAGAGAAAAGCCUGUAUUCAGACCAUGAGCUUCGUGCUCUGGAUGAAAGCCAGCGAUUGGCAAGGAAGAAAACUGACCUCUAUGAUGAAGAAGAUGACCAGAAUAUAUUGCUGGUGCAAGAUUUGGAAGAUAUGUGGGAGCAGACAUUCCUACAGUUCAAACCUGGAUCUCGUGUAACAGAAGCUGAUAAUAAGAAUGAUCGAACCUCAUUGCACCGGAAGCUGGAUAGGAACCUUGUCUUGUUAGUCAGAGAGCAGCUUGGAGACGAGUAUGUUUGGAUGCUGCCCCAAGCAGAGUGGCAGCCUGGGGAGACCCUUCGAGGAACAGCUCAGAGAGCCAUGGCCACACUUUCAGAGACGCUGAAUCCACUCCAGGCACCAAGGGCGGUUGGGACUCACAACCCAAGACUCAGGGAUUGCUGUAGCCACAGAUGUGACACCCCACCAGAGCCAGUGGGAGGCAGCAGGCCGUCAGAGGAUUCCGGGAAAGAGGCCCCUCACUACUGAAUGUGGAGUUGAAUGGGUAUGAGGUCUGGAGCUGCUGCAGUCCCCUGGCACCCUGAAGCGACGACCUGACUGAGAAUAAAAGUGACCCAAUGAGGAGAACUGAGUCAGGCUGAAAGACUGAGCCACUCAGGUCCUGCUGACAUUGUUUAAGCCCUUGCACCAAGCCAGGUCUGAAGUUAGCCCACGCCCUGGAAUUUCUACACAUGUGAAGUAACAGAUUCCCUUUUUGCUUCAGCUGGUUUGGGCUGGUUUUCCUAUCACUUACAACCAAAAGAGUGUAGACUUUCAAUAUUAGAACAAAAUAAUACUUUGAGUAUUUUGUGCGAUGUUGAAAUGCUAUCACUAAUACUGGUUUUUUAUUAAGUAUUAAAAUUCAUAUAAAAUAAUCAGUGAAACUAAAACUUUAAUACCUUUUAGAUGCAAAAUAUGUAUAAACAUGUUAAAAACAUCAGCUAAAAGUGUUCAUUUAAAAUAUUAACAUUAAAUGAGCAUUAUUAUUUUAAUAUCA